Diatraea saccharalis (sugarcane borer) is the source of this 2086-nucleotide messenger RNA. The record is from the annotation of a GenBank genome assembly. NCBI's taxonomy places the organism in Eukaryota, Metazoa, Arthropoda, Insecta, Lepidoptera, Crambidae.
GUAUUAAUUUAGUCCCAUCUCACGUCGUCUAAUGUAAAAAACUUUUUAUUAUACUUAAUUAGAUGCACCACUUAUUACAUAAUUAAACUAAACUAAAUUUUUCAUUUAAUUUGAGAUAAAAGUAAACAGCUAUUUUCAUACUAUCAAAUAUAAUUGAAGAAAUUAAAGUAAAAUCGUGUAUUAUUCUAAUAUUGCUCUGACAGGAUUAGAUCCAUAACGUAGACUACCUAGUUUUUGCCAACAGAAUGUUUACUAACCCUUUGACAUUAUAAUUUAAAGAUUAACAUUAUUUUUUUGUUCUACAAUAUUUUUAUAUAGUAUAGUUCAGACUUAAAUAUUACCGCGCUAUCAAAAAACCAUAACCAAGGCAAGGCAAUCCCCUCUACGAAUACGUUCAGAAACUAUAUGUAAACCUUAAUAUAUUAAUACGAACCGAACUAUAUCCUUUACAAGAUUUCUUAAUUCUAAUAAUAUGAAACUAUAUAAUCAACUUGAGUUGUUAGAUAAACUACUCAAGUUAAUUAUAUAUUUACUAAUUAUAAAUGUUGAAUAGUAUGUAUACCUAUGAAAUAGCUGUUUCAAAACUGGCGCCGAACGAAAGCACUCAACUCCAUGCAACUACGACACCUUGCGACUAAAAUCAGAAACGAUAAUGAACAAAGAGAGAAGCUAGCCACCACUAGAAAAAUAAGGUUGUGUUCUGUCUCCGUCUAUUGCAUAAAAAAUGUUCAAGUGUGAAUGCGAUGCCCUGUACACUUUCGGCCAUCAUAACCAUCUUUCAUUCUUGUGCAACUGUUUCUCUUCGGCCGUGUACUAGUGCAAACGCAGGAUGGACGCCAUUCGUACGAGAUAAUUUUUGUUCGCUCCUGAAGCGUAUAUACGUGUUCGGUGUCGGGCGUGGAACUAUGCUAUAGUGAAACUGGUGUACGGUGCUUUCGGUCUGGCGGUGCAGUGUCGACGUGCUUGGAGAUCGGCCUCAGCUCGAGGCAAGGCGGUGAGACGAGGCGCGUGCAGCAGCCCGAGGCAUGGCGGGCGCGAGCUGAAGAGACGGCCGCGGCCUCCGGUGUCAGGCCGCUCGCGCUCCGCCGCCGGCCCAAUGAGCGGGGCAGAUUCUACGCGGCGGAGGUUAUUUUAUGGGUAUUUGCGUGAGCUGCCGGCGCCGCGAGCGGAAGGCACCCGAGAAACGGUCGGUGCCGGGUGCAGGCGGGACCGCUAAGGGCCCUGCGGCGGCUGAACUGCUGCCGCGGCGUGUUGAUCACCUGCCAGCCAUGGCCAACUCCAUUUCCAACAUCAAGAUGACCAACCCAAUCAAGGGAAUAGUCAGCAAGCGUCGAAAACGAUAUAUGAAGGACGGUUUCAACUUAGACUUAGCAUAUAUAACAGAUAGGUUGAUAGCGAUGGGAUUUCCAGCAGAGAAACUUGAAGGGGUGUACAGGAACCACAUCGAUGAGGUCUGCAGGUUUUUGGAGCAGAUGCAUAAAGAUCAUUACAAGAUAUACAAUCUCUGUGCGGAGAGGUCUUACGACUCGAGCAAAUUUCACGACAGGGUGGAAAGGUACGCGUUCGAGGAUCACACGCCGCCCAACAUAGAACUGAUUCAGCUGUUCUGUGAGGAUGUGCACAACUGGCUCAACGCUGAUCCGAGGAACGUGGCCGCCGUGCACUGCAAGGCCGGCAAAGGCAGGACUGGAACAAUGGUGUGCUGCUAUUUACUUUAUAGCGGGCAGAAAGCGACAGCGGACGAAGCUCUGCAGUUUUACGGUACGAAGAGGACACAUGACGAAAAAGGUGUAACGAUACCGUCUCAGAGGCGGUAUGUUGAGUACUAUGCAGCGCUGGUCCGGUCAAGGUUGCAGUAUACGGCGACUAAAGUGUACAUACGCGAGUUGGUGAUGACACCGCCGCCGAUGCUCAACGGCGGGCAGUGUACGCUCGAGCUUACAGUGUCGCAGGCUCAACCACCGUUCAAAGUAAGCUUCUUUUAAUUUCUAACUCAAAAUCGUGCUAAACUUAGUGCUAAACGUAGUGCUUUUUUUGACGCUGAGAAAUUCAUCAAAAUACUUGAACAUCAUACAAUUUUUUAGUA